Messenger RNA from Fopius arisanus, 3207 nucleotides. RefSeq lists its product as uncharacterized. The record is from RefSeq and is a predicted model, not a curated record. The transcript is spliced from 7 exons. NCBI's taxonomy places the organism in Eukaryota, Metazoa, Arthropoda, Insecta, Hymenoptera, Braconidae. Bases 1034 to 3127 code for a protein of 697 amino acids.
GAGGAUUCUUUUACUGGACAAUCAAGCUCGAUCCGAUUCGCUGAUGUAGAUCAAUCCAAGCAGAAUAAAGAGCUGCCUCUUUCCAAAGAUAAACAUCGAGACUAUCGAUAUCUCGAAAGUCCGUCACGCUUAUCCGUCAUUGGUGCAGUGGUCUGAGGCGGCUAAUUCGAAUUCAGAAAUCAGUAAAUCGAUAUCUCGAGAGUCUAUCACGCUUAUUCCUCAUUGGGGCAGUCAUCUGAGGCGGCUAAUUCGAAUUCAGAAAUAAUUCAAUUAAAACAUUUUCAAUCAUGAUUUUUAUAAUUCCAGCGCGCUGUAGUGCGCAUUCGGUCUCGAAAAAGAAUAAAAUAUCGUCAUGUGUUGAGUGCGCGCGCGUGCUUUUUGGAAGGUGAAAAUUAUCGACCGCCAGAAUCGCAGUGACAGUGCAACGAGACUGAAUUCGAGUGACCUGUACUGAAAAUUCUACAAUCUGAGAAAGACUCUGAAAAUUAUUGAAUGAGAAUAGCCUCAAUUAACAAAAUGAGAAAACAAUCUUCGUCUGUUUUACAAAAUCACCUAUUGUUAAUUAAUAUUAACUUGAGAUGUUCGGAAAGGAGUGACAUAAAGUGAAUAGUAAUGGCAACUUCCUUUAUUGGAGCAACAGGCCUGACACUCGUAUUCUACAAUUUAUGAAGCGUUUCUGUCUGAUCAAAGAAAAAGAAUUAAUAGUGAAGAAGCAAUAAAGGGGAAACAUGCGAAAUUUUGGCAAGCAGUUGAGUCGAGGAUACGGAGAUCGACGUCGGCAUUAUUCGCCUUCAAAGGCCAGAGGAUGCUCAACUGUUCCAGAAAGCCGAAGGUGAAAAGCUGUUUAUUGUGUGAUCGGUCAUUACCGGAUUUCAAGAAUGCAUAAUCCUGGGGAUUUUCCAGUAGAUCUAGACUAGCACCUUGGACCCUGAAUUCAUCGAAGCAUUGAGACCAAGAGUCGGAAGAUGCAUGUUGAAUGUCAUUCCCAUUAUAGUGGUGCAUGUGCCUAUUUUGAAUCGACGAUUUCUUGGAUAUGCGGGAAAAAUUAAUAUGUAAAGACCCGGUAACACCACGAAGGCAUAACGUAAAACUAUGGAAAGACCGAAACCAGAGUCUUAAGACACUUUCGACAAGCCCACAUGGGGGCCUGAGGAUACGAACGUGGCUCCUAGCUAUUCUAGGAGCUUUAGUAAUGUCACUAAUAAUCAUCAAUACUCUCAUCACUGGCCAAUUCGGAGUGACUCAUCUUAUAAAUACAACACAAGAUAAGUACAUCGAUAAUGAGUCCCAACUGAUGAAUGUUCAGAAUAAGAAAGACGGCUUCCUAGUUCGAAACAACGGAUGUCGGAUAACGGCCUUCGAUCCCUUGGACUCGUUCAGCAAACGUUUCAUGAAAACUGAAGUACCAAUUCAAUGUGAAUUCGGGAGUCAGCUGCCUUUGGUAGAAUCGAAUGAAACUCAUAUAUUCGUAAAUCGUCAUGCCAUUAAUCAGUACUACAAUACUACCGAAAUGCCAAGGUGCUGCUGGCGAGAAUUUCGACGGAAGGAGAAUAAUGAUAAUCAAAUAACAAUGGACAAUGUUUGCCAUCCGUUCCAGAAUUCCACUCGGAUUCUCGCUGAAUUCAUCCGAGUUGAGUGUUGGCGCGAGGAGGUCCGAAUUUAUCGGGAUUACUACUUUUUUAUGCACCGUAAACCGGAAGUUGAACUUCGAUGUAGAACCGCUUCAAAGCACAAUGACCAAAAGGAGCUUGACCCCAUCGAAGUGGCUAAUUUGCGUAAACUAAGUCUUCUAGUUCUCGGCCUGGACUCAGUAUCUCGCCUAAACUUUCACAGAAUGAUGCCAAAGACCGUAAAAACCUUGGAGUCACUAUCCGCCAUUGAAAUGCUAGGCUACAAUAAAGUAGGAGACAACACAUACCCCAACAUAGUUCCGGUUCUAACUGGUCUCUCAGAAAAGGAACUUCAAACGACAUGUUGGAAUGAAACCAGUAAGCCCUUCGAUGACUGCCCCUUCAUGUGGAAGAACUUCAGCACAUCUGGUUACCGCACAAUUUUCGCAGAGGAUGCUUGCUCAAUAACAACGUUUAAUUACCUCAAACCUGGCUUCUACCGUCAGCCAACGGACUACUAUCUCCGACCCUACUGCGUAGCCGCUGAGAACGAUAUCGGCAAUACUCGAAAAUUAAAUACACAUUUGUGUCUGGGAACGCGUAAGAAUUUCGAAAACUUCUUAACGCACUCGAGUAAAGUUGCCAGAACAUUUUCGAAGGAUCCAUACUUUGCCUUUUUCUGGCAGGCAAGUUUAACUCAUGAUUUUUUUAAUUAUCCUCAGCUGGGUGAUGAUGCAUAUUCCAAGGCCAUUCACCAAUUUUAUCAAGAAGGAAUAAUGGAAAAUACGGCGUUAAUCGUUAUGAGCGACCACGGCAUGAGAUGGGGGGAAUUUCGGCAGACAUAUCAGGGGAGAAUGGAGGGAAGUUUACCAUUUGUAUUUAUGGUGUUGCCGAAAUGGUGGAGAGAGAAAUAUCCAAUUGCUUUUGCAAACCUGAGGAAGAACGCAGAAAGCUUAACGACUCCCUAUGAUCUACACGAGACUCUGACUGACCUUUUGAAACCUGAACUGGUUGAGGAAGAGAGGAUUAAGAAGAGGACUAAGAUUAUCAAUUGGUUUGACGACAAAAAGCUGCUACCCAGAGGUAUCAGUUGGUUCCUACCAAUUCCUGAAUCCCGAACAUGCGACUUAGCUGGUAUUCCUGGGCAUUGGUGUAUGUGUCAUACGUCCAAUGACUUUGAGAUUGGCCACGAAUCAGUGAAGAAUACAACUGCAUUUCUUAUAGAGGAAUUAAAUUCAAUGCUGAGGAAAUAUCCUCAAUGUGCAGUAUUGAGAAUAAACAGGAUCAAGGAUGCCAAGAUGUGGAAACAUACAGAGACAGAUGGUAAUGAUCCUUGGGUAGACUUGACAGUGACCAUCGAGACCCUUCCUGGAAAUGCCGUAUUCGAGGCAUCGAUCAGACAUGGAACUGAUGGCAUUAAUAAACUCAUAGGGUCCAUUAGCAGACUCAAUGCUUAUGGCUCUCAGAGCGCUUGCGUUAAUGAUUUCAAUAUGAGAUUGUAUUGCUACUGCGAGUAAACGAACAUGUAACGAAAACACUGUGUUCUCUGUGACGAAAUUAUUGAUUUACUAUAUAAACAAUAUUUUGUAGUAUUUUU